UCUGUCAAAAACAGCUGUUCCGUUGUUUGAUUUACAUUGCAUAAAUUUAAAAUGCAGAAAUCAAAACAAUCUUAAUAAUUUCUAUGGUAUUUUAUAGUUAGUGUAAAAAUGGAAGAGGAUGGUUUGGAUGACUUACUUGCCCAAAUAAGUGAACCUACUUCACCGAAGAAAUCAAAACAAGAUGAACAGCCCGGUACAUCAAAAUCUACAUCGAAAACACAUUGUGUUUUAGUUAAUCAAAAACAGAGAGGAAAUCCAUUACUAAAGUUUAUUGUAAGUGUGCCUUGGGAAUAUGAUGAAAUAAUACCUGACUAUGAAAUAGGAAAAACUAUUGGCAUCCUAUUUCUUUCUGUACGUUAUUAUAACCUUAAUCCUGAUUAUAUUAACAACAGGCUCAAAGACCUGGGGAAGAAGUAUGAUCUGCGAGUGCUUUUGGUACAGGUAGAUCUUAAAGAUCCUCAUGCAGCAUUAAAAAAUUUAACAAGGAUUUGUUUGCUAACAGACCUGACACUCAUGCUUGCUUGGAGUCCAGAAGAAGCUGCAAAAAUUAUAGAAAAUUACAAAAUCUAUGAAAAUAAACCACCUGAUAAAAUAAUGGAGAAAAUAGAAAAUGAUCCACACCAAAAGAUAGUUAAUGCUCUAUCAUCAAUAAAACCAGUGAACAAAACAGAUGCAUUAACGUUAAUAGCAACAUUUAGUACUUUAGAAAACAUAAUAAAAGCGACAGAAAAGAAAUUAUCAGAAUGUCCUGGCUUUGGAGCUACCAAGGCUAAAAAACUCUAUAGAGCUUUACAUGAACCAUUCUUAAAAAAUCAAAUGAAGCCAGAUGUAUUUGCAGGAAAUAUUUGUAUAGAAGAUAUUGAAAGUGUUGAAAAUAUCGCUGAGUAGCAUAUGAACAUUAAAUAAUUAAAUAAUUUC
Messenger RNA from Pieris brassicae (large cabbage white), 918 nucleotides. It is a transcript of the gene Ercc1, whose product is annotated as DNA excision repair protein ERCC-1. NCBI's taxonomy places the organism in Eukaryota, Metazoa, Arthropoda, Insecta, Lepidoptera, Pieridae. Gene Ontology annotation, biological process: nucleotide-excision repair; UV-damage excision repair; mitotic recombination. The record is from RefSeq and is a predicted model, not a curated record. The transcript is spliced from 5 exons. Gene Ontology annotation, cellular component: nucleotide-excision repair factor 1 complex; ERCC4-ERCC1 complex; nucleus. Bases 109 to 888 code for a protein of 259 amino acids. Gene Ontology annotation, molecular function: single-stranded DNA binding; damaged DNA binding.